Molecule: messenger RNA, 492 nt
Organism: Penicillium oxalicum
Lineage: Eukaryota; Fungi; Ascomycota; Eurotiomycetes; Eurotiales; Aspergillaceae
Product: aminoglycoside phosphotransferase family protein
Exons: 2
Coding region: 1-492 (163 amino acids)
Source: RefSeq, a predicted model, not a curated record
AUGAGGGGAUAUCCUCUACUUUUUGUUGAAGAACGGCUCAACAUCGCAGCGCCACGACUCUACGCCAUGUACCGCGAUCAAGACACCCCGUAUAUAGUCAUGGGAUACGUCCCCGGCAUUUCUCUAGGGGUGGUGUGGCCUUCGCUCACCGAGGCAAAUAAACAUUCGAUCACGGAAGGAGAAUUCGGAAAAGCCAUCGCGCUUCGCUCACAGGCUAUGUGGACCGAGUCCAAUAGUCACAGCUUUCUCUCCGAUUAUCUCGCUCGCCAUCUCCCAUCGGCACUUUGCAAUCAUCCGUCUACCUUUACCCACGGAAAUCUCUACAGGGAGAAUGUGCUCGUCAGAAAGGUCGUUGGUUCUGUCGCAAAUGAGGAAGAAGAGUAUGAAGUCGCUGCUCUGGUGGACUGGGAAACGGCGGGGUGGUAUCCUUCGUACUGGGAAUACGCCCAUAUCUUCCCCUUAUUGCAGUGGAUUGACGACUGGCCGGCAUAG